UGCUAAUUGCUAUUGCACAGUGCACGAGUGCACACGUCAGUUCUGCUUGCAUCUGCUUGUAUCGCCUGGUUGGUCGUUGCGUGCAAUCGCAGAAAAAUGAUACUUUUAAACGCACAAUUUAUCUUGUUAAUAAGUCUAAGUCUGUUGUUGGUCCGCACUAGCGUAGGAGAGAACAAAUACUCCGCCGAGGCGAACAAGGCUAAAUAUGCAGACUCCUCGCAGUUCCCGACUUCUCUCAGAGACUUGGAUAAGCCGUUCAGGAUGACAAAGUUGAAUGUGCUCUGGGUUAAGGCCAAAAACCGUCUAACGGAUACCAAGCUGCAGUCGAUCUUCAGCGAUCUGAAGAUUCAUGACAAAGAGGAGAUUGCGUACAAGCAUUUCAAAUCCGAUGGAAAGGAUCCUGAUGGUUUGGAAGAGGCGCGUCUAAGACAGAAGCUCAUCGGAAUAAUGAGCACAUACGGCCUACUGGAACACUUCGCCGAGACCGAAGAUCCAAAGUUACUUAAAAUACACAAAGCGCUGAACGACGGUAGCAAUUAUGUUGCUAAAGAUGUAUUUAAGGAUAUAAGGCUCAACAAAUUGUGGGCUAAAGCUGAAAUGGCUGGUUUUACUGAUGAGGAGCUUGAGACUUUAAAACAAGAGUUCCACCAUCAUCAAGAAAAAGUGGACGAGUACUUGAGUUUAUUGAAAGAGGAAUCUAAAGAUUCAGAGAAAGCUGAAAAUAUCUUACAUCUUAAAUCAGAAAGCUGGAACGAGUUAGAAGAACAGGAGGAAUUAUCUAACAAUAUACCAGACCAGAAAUUGAGUCACACGGAAAAGGCAAAUUUACUUCGGGAGAAACAUUUAGACCUGAGAAAUGGAUUCGAUCGUUUAGACAGACUCACCGCAAAGGGACCAAACCAUAAAGAUUUUGUAGAACCUAAAGUACAAGGAUUAUGGAAGAUUGCAUUGGAAGCAAAAUUCUCUCCCGAUGAGUUAACAUCCUUAAAGGAAGAACUUUUGCACUAUGAAUCGAGACUACUUAAGCUGAGACAUCUACAUGCAGAAGGAGCACUGGAAGCGGCACAGAAAGGUCAGCUCCACGACUUAGAAAAUUCAACUGCAGAACAGCACAUAAAGAAACAUGUUAGGACUGUACAAAAGCUUCAUAUGGAUAUAGAAACCAAAAUCAUGCAGAGGCACACGGAAUUAUAAGAAAAUUAUAUAAGAAUUAUAUACGAAAAUAAACCAUUGUCAUUUACAAAAUAUCAAAUGCAUAAAUACGUGCACUAUGAUUAAUAUAUACAGAGCAGUUAGAAAUGAAUAAUCAUUUAUCGUGAAAUAAAUGAUGAAGUAAUUGUCUAUGGAAAUGUUUAUAUUCUAAUAAUUUGUCAACUUACAUUCUUAGCAACAAUUUUUGCUGAGUAAUCUUGAUAAUUUUCGAACAAAACUUUAAUAAUUUGUACUAUAUAAAGCAUUUAAAAUACAUAUAAAUAAUUUGUACUAUAAGUAGAAUCUCCUAUAUGAACAAUGUAUGAACACACUGUAGGGAACUAUUUUAUUUUUAUCUAAGUCGAAUACAUAAAAAAUGGAAGAAUGCGAAGGUUGUGUGUGUGUUUUUGAGUACAUUUAUAAUAUCUUCAACAAUUAUAUUACUGAGAUUACAAUCCAGUGGCGAGUUUA
This is a messenger RNA of Temnothorax curvispinosus, 1662 nucleotides long. Its product is annotated as alpha-2-macroglobulin receptor-associated protein. The transcript is spliced from 7 exons. Gene Ontology annotation, biological process: regulation of receptor-mediated endocytosis. Lineage: Eukaryota; Metazoa; Arthropoda; Insecta; Hymenoptera; Formicidae. Gene Ontology annotation, cellular component: endomembrane system; endoplasmic reticulum. The record is from RefSeq and is a predicted model, not a curated record. The coding region runs from base 97 to 1194 and encodes 365 amino acids. Gene Ontology annotation, molecular function: receptor antagonist activity; heparin binding; low-density lipoprotein particle receptor binding.